AUGUCCGUUGGAUCACAGCCUGAUAGUCUUGGCUCUGGAGACAGUGUUCCCACGACAGUGUCAACGUCAAAACGUCUAGCUUUCGACUCUCCUGUUCGAUUUGCUUCCACAGUAACCACAUCAGCUGAUACUAUCUCAGGGUCUUCAUCUGCAACACCUCUACCCGCUGGCUCGCUGUCUGCGCAAGUGCCGAAAUUGUUCAAAUCAAGUGUGGAGCCGGCAUUCCCUUCAACACAGGCUACUUCCACACCACCUCCUGAGGAACCACAAGUGAAACAGACAGCAGCUUCCACUGAAAGUGCGCCAACUGGCCAGGUGCCAUCCUCACCUAUCACGUACUCUUUAGCAACAUCCUCUGCGGCUAGAAUCACCCCUCAUCAGUCAUUGUUUGGAAAAUCAGCGCCUGUGGCUGCUGCUAAUGCAAACGUGAGCACGUCAAGUGCGAAUAGCACAACCGCGGAAGGCAAGGGAAGUUGUGGAUCAGUAGUAAUCGAAGCAGAGCAGAGCAGCCAGGUUAGCGGAAGUGCUGAGGUGCGAGGUGUGGAACCAAAUGACGACGAUGGUGCUGGACAUAAUGAUUCCGCGGGGGAAUCUCGCGAUAGCGGCAGUGGGAUGCCGGUAUCAUCAUCAGAUGGUAGAAGAAAGAGAUCAGCAACGAAUGAGACAUCUAGCUGCGAGUCUAAACGUCAUCGUGAUAGUCCAAGUGAGAUUGUCACCAGCAGUGAAGAGCGUCGCGACUUGGGUGAUUAA
Messenger RNA from Strongylus vulgaris, 750 nucleotides. The record is from the annotation of a GenBank genome assembly. Lineage: Eukaryota; Metazoa; Nematoda; Chromadorea; Rhabditida; Strongylidae.